This is a messenger RNA of Fundulus heteroclitus (mummichog), 1545 nucleotides long. Its product is annotated as serum amyloid P-component-like. The transcript is spliced from 5 exons. The record is from RefSeq and is a predicted model, not a curated record. Lineage: Eukaryota; Metazoa; Chordata; Actinopteri; Cyprinodontiformes; Fundulidae. Bases 56 to 724 code for a protein of 222 amino acids.
UAUAAAAACUCACAGCUCCAUUUCAACAUAACCACGAGCCAACCUUGACUUAAAGAUGUCGGCUUUGCUCCUCUUUGUGAUGCUGACAGCCUGCGCUGCAAGUCCGCAGGAUCUGUCAGGAAAAAUGUUUACAUUUCCACAAGAAACCAACACCGCUAGCGUGAAGCUGAAUGUAUCCACACACAAUUUAAAUGCGGUGACAGUCUGUCUGAGGUCCUUUACAGACCUCCAGAGAGCCCAUAGCCUAUUUUCUCUGGCCACACCAUCCUCAAAUAAUGGCUUUCUGAUAUUUAAAGAGUCAGCUGCCGAUACAAUUGAUUUCCAUGUGAACGAUCACAAAGUACAAUAUGUAGCACUGAGGUAUGAGUUGAAUACAUGGCACUCUGUUUGUUCAACGUGGGACGCUGAUUCUGGAUUAGGCCAGCUGUGGUUUAAUGGACAGCCUUUAGCCAAGAAGUACCUCGGUGGAUCGCAGAUCAGUAAACCGAUUGUUGUCCUAGGACAGGAACAGGACAGUUAUGCUGGUUCCUUUGACACCAAACAAUCUUUUACUGGCAUGAUGACCGAUGUUCACAUGUGGAACUACAUCUUGUCUCCCUGUGAGAUCCAGAACUAUGUGGAUAACUUGAAUUUCACUCCAGGGAAUGUGCUGAACUGGAAGGCCCUGACGUUUGAUGUUACUGGAAGAGUGUUGAUAGAAGACAGGCAAAUGACCUGCCACUAGAGCCAAUACACAAAAAAGGCAUGUCUAAACAAGUCUUGCCAGUAAGUGGUAGAUGUUAUUCUAAUAUAAACAAAAUGGGGGAGAAAAAGUAUAAUAAUUUAAUCAAAUUAUAACUGCGGAAUAUUACUUAACCGAAUAAUUGAAUUCAAGCAACAUUGUACAGAGGCUUCCAUAUUUAUAUGGUCCAUUGACACCAUUUACACAAUCAUUACUUGUUUUUCUUUGGCAGUUGAAUAUUAUGCCUUGUCUUCAUCAGAUUUAUUUCUCAUUUUCUCCAUAUCCAUGGAAAGGAGAGACAUUUCUAGCUCCUGACUUUAUAUCAGGUAGAUCAGAUUUUACAGCUCUUAUGUUGAAUACUUAACCAAGCAGAAAGGUAACACAUUGGGCUCUUCUUUAUUGGGAUUAAAAGCUUAUUUUUGAAUUGUGAAUCUUUAUGUUAGCAAAGUCUUGCUGGUUGUAACAUACAGCACUUUAAAACUCUUACACCUAAUUAAAUGGCAUAAUACAUAAUAUAUUACCAAUAAUGUUAAUUUGUGUAAGGUUGUCUACCGCUGUAUUUACAUAAAUGAUGCACAUAUCGUAUAAUUGUAUAUGAUGUCUGUUUAAAUCAAAAUAGUAAAUACAUCUGUUAAGGUAGGUAGACCAGCGAAAUUCUAAAAAAAAAAAAAUUGCUAUUUGCUGUACCCAUAGCAUCCAAGUUAGCCUAGGGAAGCGAGUACUGGCAUUGCUGCUGCUCUUCCUUAUGUUUAUGUAAUUCAAUUUAGCAUAUUAAAAAAUAUAAAAAUAAAUAAACACACGUUGGAUAAAACUGUCUAUAAAUA